AUCGGUGUCGAGUACGAGACGACAUUUUGGUGAGAUUGUUGUAUGAAUGGACGGGCGGCCGGUCAGCUUCGCGCGGGAUAAAUAAAGUGUUUACAUCUGUCAAUCGUUGUGUUGAAUCUGAGCUGGCGGCGGACCGGGCGAUUUUGUACUUUACACACUUAAAUCUUAUAUUCGUGUCUUAUGAAGUUGCUGAAGCCUUCGUGGGUCCAUCACGAUGAUAAACCUAUUUUCUCGGUGGACGUACAUCAAGGUGGCCUUAAAUUCGCGACCGGCGGCCAGGGCAAUGAUUCCGGCCGGGUAGUUAUCUGGAAUCUGCUGCCGGUGCUCUCCGAAAAAGCGGAGAUGGAUUCCACCGUGCCCAAGAUUCUUUGCCAAAUGGAUAACCACCUGGCGUGUGUCAACUGUGUGCGAUGGUCGCAGAAUGGAUUGAUGUUGGCGUCAGGAUCGGAUGAUAAAUUGGUGAUGAUUUGGAAGAUGUCGAAGGGCUCCAGCGGUGUUUUCGGAUCAGGAGGAAUAACGAAAAACCCUGAAACAUGGAAAUGCAUCUCCACUCUUCGUGGUCAUGCUGGUGAUGUUUUGGACUUAGCAUGGUCUCCGCAGGAUCGUUGGCUAGCUAGUUGCAGUGUAGAUAAUACGAUAAUCAUCUGGGACGUUCAUGCCUUACCAUCUAUGAUAACCGUUCUCAAAGGUCACACAGGCCUCGUUAAAGGUAUCGCCUGGGAUCCUGUGGGAAAGUUUGUAGCUUCACAGAGUGACGAUCGUAGCGUUCGAAUAUGGAGAACAUCAGAUUGGACAUGCAGCAACAUAAUUACCGAACCAUUCGAAGAAUGUGGUGGAACAACACAUAUCUUACGACUAUCAUGGUCUCCGGAUGGUCAAUAUUUAGUAUCGGCACAUGCUAUGAACGGUGGAGGACCAACUGCACAAAUCAUUGAACGUGAAGGUUGGAAAUGUGACAAGGAUUUUGUCGGUCAUCGAAAGGCGGUGACUUGUGUACGUUUUCACAAUUCGAUACUAAAGCGGCAAACACAGAAAUCGAAUAAAUCGCAACAGUACUGUUGUUUGGCGGUUGGAUCGCGAGACCGAUCACUAUCCGUUUGGAUGACAGCUCUGCAGCGACCGCUUGUCGUAAUCCAUGAUCUGUUUCAGGAUAGUGUCUUAGAUUUAUCAUGGGGCCCCGACAAAUACAUUUUAUUGGCUUGCAGCGGAGAUGGCUCCGUCGCUUGUUUGCAAUUUACGGAUAAGGAGUUAGGGACACAACUAUCAGAAGAAGACAAGAAUGCCCUUUACCAACGAAUGUAUGGCAAGAGUGCGACCCUAGAUGUGCAUGCUUCACCGGGACGCGAUAUGAUAAUUGAGAAUGCUGAACUUUUGAAUAUUACACAAGAAAAGCUGAAACCUCCGUCUGUAUCAAACACAAUGCCACAUCCUAAAACCUCUCAACCAUCGCUAAAUUCACAUUUCAAUGGUGAACAAACAACAUUUUCCGUUUCGACUCCUGUCAAAGCAAUUAGUAAACAAAUUGAGACAAGAACCGCAGAUGGCAAACGCCGCAUAACGCCUAUGUUCAUUCCAUUACACCAAGACACUGGAGAAUCAACAGAACCACCAGAACUCAACAGUACUUCUCGAAACUUUAACUCUGAAAGGAUUGAGGAAAGCGCGGAUCAUGUUGCCGAGGUGAUUACAAACUCAAGCAAAACGAUAACACCUGAAGGCCAGGCUCACUUAGACAAUCGUCUAACAAAAGCCCCAUACACAUCAUCGGCCCCGGCAAGAAGCUCCGCAAUAUCAAGAUCUCAACCAUCGUCCAGUCAAAAUGCACAGAAUAUAACGGAACGGAAACCAACCGGUCCAACGCGACUCAAUGUAGGGCAAACGGUGAAAAGUGGAGGAGCGUCAUCAUCGGAGUAUGUAAAGCAAGUCAGUGACUUUAGAGUUCACGUUCAUAACGGAAACGUAACAACAACUUUAGGGCCAUUGAGUAAGGUGACUUGUUGGGCUUUGGGUGCAAACGAGAAGCUCUGGGAAACACUAAUAGGGUCGCCUAUUGUAAACUUUAGUUUAUGCGCAAAAUAUGUGCUGCUAUGCAGCCAAGACGGAACAAUAAGAUUUUUACAUAUUAGAACUGGUAUAAAUGCUUUGCCGAUUCUUCAUUUAGCGACGGCUGCCACACAAUGUGCAUUUUGCCCACUAGGAGUUCUUGGUGGUGUUAUAUCAGAGUGUGGACAGCUUCGCGUUUGGAAUAUAGAAAAACAAGCAAUUUACAUAACAUCAUCCUGCGCCGAUAUUUUUAAAUCCGGCCAAGUGGUUCAAUUUACAAUAACUGAAAAUGGGAUUCCAUUUGUAUUGUUCUCCAAUGGCAGUUCCUAUUCAUAUUCAAAAGGGAUGGAAUGCUGGAUGGUCUUGAAUUCAAAAGACCCAGUAAUUCGACACGGGCUACAGUCGACCAUACCAAAAGACUUUCAGCGAAACAUUCGUACUUAUCCUAUUAUGUCUAUUCAAACGGCAUCAAAUAGUUUUGGUACGAAUGUGGUAGAUCUGAACACAAGCCAGUGGCAGAUAUCAGCGAAACUUUCGUUUAUCGAGAAUCAAAUAAAACUGGCGGAGGCCGUAAAGUCCCCUGAGGAAUUAAAGUAUUGGUACUUGAUGUUAGGCUAUCACUUAGCCAAGCACGGUACCGAAAAACGAAUAAGACUGCUAUUAGACGACCUACUGGGACCAACGUAUUGUGGAGAGUCAGCAGAUAAAUCAAAAAUUUUGAAUGUGGAGAAGCGAACCCUAUUGGAAACGGUCUUAAAUAUAAUAAAGUUGCAUCCACAGUGGCAAAGGGUCUAUAUGGAAUAUUCAGAACAAUUAAAUUUUAUCACUGCCAUCUCAAAACGAUCGUCGAUAUCCAAUGAUAUGGAAUCGUAAGAAAGAUGCAAGAAUUUCGUAUUGAGAUCGCUGUGUAAAGUUGAGAAAAUAUGGGUAAUAGCUGCAAGGACGCAAAUAAGAGAGUGAGAGUGCUAGACAGACAUGCGAUAUGAUAUUUUUUUAAAUAUUUGUACGCAUAGUUUUGUGAUUUUUUAAGCGUUAAAUUAUGAGUAUAUGUAUAUUGUAAUCGUAAUCAAGUAAAUGCGAGUAACGAUCGUAUGAUAUAAAUUAAGCAUUAGUUUGAUAGCGCCAAUUGUAUAAAAAAGUAAUAAAUUCAAUAAUGGCA
Hermetia illucens (black soldier fly) is the source of this 3202-nucleotide messenger RNA. It is a transcript of the gene Hira, whose product is annotated as protein HIRA homolog. The record is from RefSeq and is a predicted model, not a curated record. Gene Ontology annotation, biological process: chromatin remodeling; DNA-templated transcription; regulation of DNA-templated transcription. Lineage: Eukaryota; Metazoa; Arthropoda; Insecta; Diptera; Stratiomyidae. Bases 181 to 2916 code for a protein of 911 amino acids. The transcript is spliced from 10 exons. Gene Ontology annotation, molecular function: nucleosome binding; protein binding. Gene Ontology annotation, cellular component: nucleus; HIR complex.